Molecule: messenger RNA, 2404 nt
Organism: Dicentrarchus labrax (European seabass)
Lineage: Eukaryota; Metazoa; Chordata; Actinopteri; Moronidae
Gene: mmd2a
Product: monocyte to macrophage differentiation-associated 2a
Exons: 7
Coding region: 208-1056 (282 amino acids)
Cellular component (GO): membrane
Molecular function (GO): pore-forming activity
Source: RefSeq, a predicted model, not a curated record
GGAACAUCCUGCAAACACAUUUGAGACUCGGAACAAAACUCCAUGCAGUUUUCUCCCUCUCUGCUGGCUGCGAGCUCACACCAGCCUCGUGUUCCCGCCGGGAUGCCUCCUCGUCUGACCUCCGGAGAGGAAGUCCCGACACUUUGAGUGAAGUCGCCCAGUUGUUGUGUAGUUGACUCUGCGGGUCGCUGCCCCCCUUGUGUGUUUAUGUUUGGACGCGCGGCGGUGGGACAUCCGGAAUGGGGAAUCCGUAGGAGGAGACGACGCUCGCGGGCGUGCGGUUGGUAUAUAGAGCGCGAGUGGUACCAACGCGCGCGCGUGCCCCUUACGCACGAGAUGGACUUUAAGAAGACAAAAUUUGGAAGGUUCAUGAACCACAGGGUCCCAGCCAGUAAGAGAUACCAGCCUACUGAUUAUGAACAUGCUGCAAACUGUGCCACACAUGGGUUGUGGAUUCUUCCCAGUCUGGUGGGCGGGUCUGUGCUCUACUUCCUGUCUGUGGACCAAUGGCAUCGUGUGGCUGCCUGGCUUUAUGGCAGCGGUCUCACCGGCCUGUUCGUCACCUCAACACUCUUCCACACUGCUGCCUGGAAAAUCAGCCACCUCCGGAAGGUGGAGCAGCGUUUCCACAUGUGUGACAGAAUGGCCAUCUACUUCUUCAUAGCUGCCUCCUACUCUCCCUGGUUGAUGCUGAGGGAGCUGGGACCCUGGUCGUGCCACAUGCGCUGGCUGAUAUGGGUCAUGGCCUGUGUAGGAUCCAUGUAUGUCUUCUUUUUCCACGAGAGGUACAAGCUGGUGGAGCUGUUUGGAUAUGUGGCCAUGGGGUUUGUUCCUGCUCUGGUCAUCCUGUCUAUGGUGGAUCGUGCAGGUGUUUGUGAACUGGCAGUGGGAGGCAUCUUCUAUGUGGUGGGCGUGGUCUUCUUUAAGAGCGAUGGCCUCGUCCCUUUUGCCCACGCCAUCUGGCAUCUCUUCGUUGCAGCGGGAGCAUGCAUUCAUUAUUAUGCCAUAUGGAGGUACCUGUAUUUACCAGGGCCACUGCUGCACACAUCGAGGUGACUAGGCCACCUAAGAUGACGUGAUUUCACACGUGUCUGAGGAGAGUGUAUUUUAGUCACGAGACCACUGUGUUUUGACAACAACUGACCUGACUCAUGUGGCGACACCUGGAGAGAUGGUGCUGAGAUGAUCUGUCAGUAUUGACUGCGACAGAUCAGAUGAAAUUCUCCAAAAGCGGGGCCAAAACCACAGGACCAAACUGUUCAACUAAAAAUCCUUUCAACAUGCUAUAUGAUGAAAUUCAACUGAGCCCUGGGUAUGAAUCUCAUCAACACAUGGGAGAUGUUUGCAUAAACAGGGCUACAUACAACGUGCCAGGUAGUAUAGAUUGCCAAUAUUCAGUUAAAGGAGUUGUUAAACAUUUUGGAAAAUAUGCUAAUUAACUUUCUUUAUAGAGAGUUAGAUGAGAAGAUUGACAUAUGUGGCUAGCCGCUGGUUAGCCUAGCACAAAAAAUGGAAACUGAGAACUUUAAUCUCUGUAACUGAACAGAUGAUAUACAGUCAGCUAGUAAACUCCACCCUUUCCAUAUUCCAACCAUAAGUGAUGUGCCAAAAGUAACCACACAGGAAUUAUAUAUUUGUGCUAAACCCCCACUUUUAAUAGCCAUUUUUGCACAGCAGCAAAACAUGAAAAUAUUGUCACGAAUCAACAAGUCAUGUUUGGAAAGGCCAAAUUCUGUGUGCAAGAUGCUGCCCCUGAUUUCAUAAACAAACAUACUCACCAUAGGUUGACAUUUGACUGUGUUAAGCAAUUUGGAGAGACUUAAGGUCACUAUAUAAUAACUGGGUGACACACUGAUACGAAUUAACAGACACUCACUGUGAUUUGUAUUUAUCAUUAAUCAGCCUCAAAAUAAUCUCUAAUGAUUUUACUGCAAUGUGAUUCAAAAGAUUAAAAGUCUAAUCGUACAGCUGAUGUCAUACUAACUGUAUUCUGGGUCAAAUGUUAAAUUCUCAAACAAUGUCGAGGCUAUUUCCAUUGAUUAUCUUGUUUAGACGACUAUGACUGCCAGUUGUUUUGUUUAAGUGAUGCACUCUCAACCUCGAGCACUUUUCUAUCAGCAACAGUGAUGAAUAAAAUGUAGAAUUUCCUAAAAGCUUCUGAAUAUGACAGAAUUAACAGACGGGCAUGUUAUACAUGUAGAUUGUAUGUGCACAUUUUUAUACUUCUUCAAACACUGUUUAGAUCACACUUGCAGGUUUUCUCUAACUUUUAGUAGUUAAACUGUUUCUGUUGGCAACAGAGCACUUACUCAGGAAGUAAGCAUUUCUUUCUUUUUAAAAAAAAUAAUCAGAUCUAUUUUGUAAAGAAAUGUUUUCAUUGUAUUAAAGAAGAGACACUAUAUUA